This is a messenger RNA of Canis lupus familiaris (dog), 3332 nucleotides long. It is a transcript of the gene LRRC63, whose product is annotated as leucine rich repeat containing 63. Lineage: Eukaryota; Metazoa; Chordata; Mammalia; Carnivora; Canidae. The transcript has 10 exons. The record is from RefSeq and is a predicted model, not a curated record. Gene Ontology annotation, molecular function: protein binding. Bases 575 to 2317 code for a protein of 580 amino acids.
GGCACUUUGAUGCUGCCCUGAGCAUAGUUUUUUUUUGGGGGGGGGGUGUUCCAUCUUCUGGAAUCACUUCUAAAUAGUCCUAAUUGGAACAGAGAUCCUGGAAAAUCUCAUUAUAUUAAAGAUCAUCUUAUUUUUUGAUUAAAUAGUGUAACCCAACUAGUCGUGGUUGAACUUUAAAACAAGUCAUUAUUACAGAAAGAAAACAACUUACUUGUGAAUACUUAGAUAUUGUGGGUCUCGAGAGGCUAUCAUUCUUUUCCCAAAUAUGUAAAAUGAUCACAUUUUGAAGGAAGAGAAAAAAAAAGAGUGUUAUUUCUACUGUUCUGGGAAAUCAGUAUUUACUAGAUGAUGAGACAGUAGCCGACUGAACGUUUUGCUAACGUGGGAAAUUUUAGGAUGAUCCUGAUUGGAAUUCUGCUUGGACUCAGUACAGUAUUAGCACAGAAAGAUUUUCACUAAGAUGUAAUCUAGAUUCAAAUGAAUGAUUUUCCCGCAAUAAUCCAAACACACUCAAAACGUUUUCAAUUCUCACUUAGCCAAUAGCUGUGAAAAAGAGCGCUUGCUGUCAAUUAAAAUGCAAAACCACCCACAACUACUUCGAAGACCUUUACCUCCCAAACUCCCUAAACUGCCUUUAAGUAAGAAGAAAGUCCCUACAGCCAAGACUGGUAAAACUGAGCCAAAACAUGUAAAGUUCACUCAUGAUGAAACCACUUUAAUUCAAAGAAGGAAAACUAGUUUUCCUGAUGUUGUUUCAGGAGAUCAAUCACAAGCCCUUGUCAACAUCCAAAAUCUCUUUCUCGAUCAUUAUAUACAAGAAAGAGUGACUACUAUUUCAAUAUCCAGGAAAUCCAAGAAGAGUGCCUCCUGGCACAUUCCAGAGACUGCUACUGGUUCCAUAUUCUUUCCAAGCUCUCAUUCAGCCUCAAGUCGAAUUUUUAGGAAAGAAACAAGCCAAAUGAAAAUUUCAAGAAAAUCAAAAGAAGCGGCAUCAAAAAUUACAAAUAUUUAUUUUGGUGACAUGUUCAAAGACAUUCUGAUUCUCUCCGGACCUUCAAGCACCACUUCUCAAGCUAUUACUCCCAAACACAAGAAAGUUGGCUCUGAGUAUCUAAUAUCAUCAAAGGAUAAAACCUAUACUUUUAAGCAACAACUGGUAGGUCCGCGUGCAACAGUGCCAAGCCCUGUACCAAGACUUAUGCAUGUUAAAACUGAAAGAUGGUGGUCUCCACAGUUUAAAGAAAAAACUGCUGUGAUACUGAGUAUUACUCAUUUUCCAGGUCUCAUCUCCAUACCAUCACCAGUAUUGCCAAGAAAACCUCACAGACAGUCUUUGUUAGAAACUCAAGUAACAGAGUCUGAAAAUCUAGAAAGUGCUCCAAGGCAAAUCACGCCAAGCCUUUCUGAAGGUAUCAUUAAAUCUAAAAACCAGGAAGACUCACAGGCACAUGUUAUACAUGGUGGAGGUCUUAAGACUAUUAAUGUAACACGAUAUGAAACUAUAAUAACUAUGACCAACUUUGCCAUAGUAAACUGUCAAAUAUAUGGAAGAAAUGCACUUAAACUUAAGGGCUUUUUUCUCAUGAACUGUCCGGACUUAACGCCUUUGGCUUCCCAGCUGAUAUAUCUUAACUUAUCCUUUAAUGACAUCAGUCACUUCCCCACAGAAGUAUUUUGUCUUAAAAAUUUACAAAUACUAUUGCUGAGAAAUAAUCCUAUCAAAGAAAUCCCUUCUGAAAUUCAACAACUUAAGUUCCUUAGAAUUUUCAGCAUUGCCUUUAAUUUGAUUACUACUCUUCCACCUGGGUUAUUCUCAUUGUCCCAUCUUGAGGAACUUGAUAUUUCCUACAAUAGUAUUGAUUCUAUUCCAAAUGAAAUCCAGAAACUCAGAUCACUUGAAAAACUGAAUGUUGAUGGGAAUGAUCUAACGAGUUUUCCUCCUGCGAUUUUGAAGCUUAACCUGAAAAAAAUCCAAUUUGAGAAUACUUACACUCAUCCUAUUCUUUGGAAAGAAAAUUCAUUGAAUAGCCCACAGCAUCUCACUCAACUUACUUCUUUUUUCUUUUUAAAAAAUAAUCUACAUAAACAUUACGAUACGAUCCCAGUGGAAAUUCAAAAGCUACUAAAAUGCACAUCUAGAUGUGAAUGGUGUAACGGUCCCAAGUUUGGUGAAGGUUUUCAAGUCAUCCGAUCCUAUGAUGUUUCUGGAGCAACGCACCUUCCUGUUUUGUUUCAUGUCUGUUCUUCUUCCUGCUACAGAAAAGUGAAAGAAAGCAGUUUUUUUUCAGAGAAUAUUCCUAGUGGAAUAAUAGUCUAAAUUCUGAGUUGAUAAGUCAUGUGAUCAUUUAGGAGUCCCGCUUUAAAAGCCAUUAAGGUUUAGGGACAUAGUAAUUCAUUUCUUUGAGAGUAUAGGUUCUAUUUUCUGUAACUCUUCUUUGUAAUCCCAGCCAGUUCUGGAAAAAGUUUGUGACUGUUUAGGAAUUGUUGCAGAAUAAUUACUUAAGAAGGAAUAGUUAAAGGUCUUUGGAUUUCAGCAAAGAUCUAGAAAAUUUCAUUCAGAGCAUGUUUACCAGAAAACGAGAAAUGAUGGAAAACUUUGCAGAAGAGGGUUUAUCUUACAACUGGCAUUUUCGUGCACCCAUUCCAAGUAGUAAGCUAGCUUUUUAAAGUCAUCAGUGGGGUUUGUGCCACAUAUGGACUCGAAGUCAAGUAUCCAAGUUCUCUUGGUGAAUUUCGGUGGAAAUCUGUCCAGUGCCAACCAUUUCAAUUGUUGAUUGUUUAAGGGAAUAAAAGACCCAUUCCAGCCCUGUAUUUAGUUAUUUGAAUUCAUCACCCAGGCUCUUAGGAAAUUGGUGCAAUCUCUGGUCAGUUAUCCUGACCUUCAUCUCACAAAACCUGAUUCCAUAGGCCAGUGCCAGGAUUCAACAGCCUUUGAUGAUAGCCUGGCAAGAAGAUAAAGUAAAACUUACAAAAUUACAUUCCAGAGCAACGUAUGAAUACAGUAGAACUUGAGACUUGAAGAAUUAGUGUUUGAUAAGAAGAAGGUAAAAGCAUUUUGAUAUUCAAAUGACUAAAUUUUAGAAUGGCAUAGAAAUGUUUCAUAUUUGGCAUAUUUUUAUGUGCACUUAAAUCCAAAAUAUCAUUACUAAUGAUGAAACUUGAUGAAAUCAAAUGAAAUUUAUACAGGAGUCUUAUCUUUAGAGAAUAUCAGAAAAUACACAUUAUGUCAGGUGUAUGUGUGUGUUUCAUUCAGUACUAUUCAAAUCAAAGAUAGGAUAAGCCAGGCAAAAUAUUUUUUUCUGACUAUUGAUUUCAAUAAAUUGGGAUACUCA